This is a messenger RNA of Fundulus heteroclitus (mummichog), 2894 nucleotides long. It is a transcript of the gene lrrtm2, whose product is annotated as leucine rich repeat transmembrane neuronal 2. Gene Ontology annotation, molecular function: protein binding. The transcript is spliced from 2 exons. The record is from RefSeq and is a predicted model, not a curated record. The coding region runs from base 768 to 2408 and encodes 546 amino acids. NCBI's taxonomy places the organism in Eukaryota, Metazoa, Chordata, Actinopteri, Cyprinodontiformes, Fundulidae. Gene Ontology annotation, cellular component: plasma membrane.
UGAGGCAGAGAGCAAGUGACUGAGCAGCGGAGUGAGAGCCUGUUCGUGUGUGGGAGAGAGAAAAGGGGGGAGAGAGAGAAACAGCGGUGAUGAUCGACGCCAGGCUGCCACCACUCUGCAGCAGAGAGUGGCUGCAACAAAAAGCACAGAAUAACAUCCCCGACUCCCCGCUCUGCUUCUUUUUUUUUUUUAUCUCCCUGCGUCUCAGCUAGCGGAUGAGAGCUCCGCUCACAGCUCUGCAGAGGCUCUGCCGAGACCGAGCCGGCGUCAGACGCAAGAUCUCUGGCUGCCAUCAACAAGUUAGGCUUGGACGACCAUGAAAGAAAAACACUUGAUCUUCAAUUAAACGUCAGAGAGAGCAUCCCCGCAGUGGAAGGAAAACAAAAGGGUUUUUUUUUUUUUUUUUAAAAUGGAACAAGAAGAAGAGGGAGUUGCUGACUGGAGUCACUCUGGAUCUAACAGAUCAACUUGAAAAUUAUAUUUCUAAUACGGAUUUGCGGGUUUAAGGAGAAAAGAUUGACCUCUUCUGUGAGCUUGGAUUUUAGGGCACUCUGGUAAAACCACAAGGAAUAAACGUCAUCUUAGGACAUGGAAUUUUACAUUUUGUUUCAACUGGGUGGGUUCAGAAUUGCUUUAUUUCAAAAGAAGCCUGUUCCUUUUGUGUAUUCUCAAAAGGGCUUUUUCCCUUUGGAUUUUUCUUCCAUCCCGUUGCUCCAAGAGUCUUUGGAAAAGGACAGUUGAAUGCAGCCUCCGAUGUACACAAAAGAAUGGGUUUCCAUUCAAGGUGGCCAUUGGUGGGACCUGCACCAGUGGCUGUGAGUGUGAUCAGUAUGCUCCUAGCGUGUCUGCUGUCUCCUGCAUCAUGCACAACCUGCCCUCAAAAAUGCCGCUGUGAGGACCUGCAGUUCUACUGCGACACCCAGGAGCUUAAGGCACCACCAGAUGGUGUGGACAAGGGCGCCCUGGGGUUGUCGCUACGCCACAACAGCAUCACUGAGCUCUCCCCCGAUCAGUUCUAUGGUUUCAGCCAGCUCACCUGGCUGCAUCUAGACCACAACCAAAUCACCACGGUACAGGAGGAUGCCUUUCAAGGACUCUAUAAACUGAAGGACCUCAACCUGAGCUCCAAUCGUAUCACCAAGUUGCCCAACACAACCUUCAUCCACCUCAUCAACCUUCAGAUCCUGGACCUUUCCUUCAAUCAGAUGACAUCAUUGGAACCAGAACUGUUUCAUGGACUUAGGAAGCUCCAGAUACUUCACCUCCGCUCAAAUUUACUUCGCACCACACCAGUACGAGCAUUCUGGGACUGCCGCAACCUGGAGUAUCUGGGCCUGAGCAGCAACCGUCUACGGAGCCUCGCUCGGAAUGGAUUUGCUGGGCUCAUUAAGCUUAAAGAGCUCCAUUUGGAGCACAAUCAGCUGACCAAGAUCAACUUAGCCCAUUUCCCUCGUCUUGUUGCCCUCCAGUUUCUGUAUCUGCAGUGGAAUAAGAUCAACAAUGUCACCUGUGGCAUGGAGUGGACCUGGACCACGUUGGAGAAGCUGGACCUCACAGGAAAUGAGAUACGCGUCCUGACACCUGAUGUGUUUCAAACGCUGCCCAAUUUAAAGGUUUUGUUACUGGAUAACAACAAACUGAGCAGCUUGGAGCCCCUAGUCUUGGAUAUGUGGCAGUCUUUGAGUACGAUUGGACUGUCCAGCAACCUUUGGGAAUGUACCAAAAGGAUUUGCUCUCUGGCCACGUGGCUGAGCGCCUUCAAGGGAAGGUGGGAACACUCCAUUCUCUGCUACAGUCCUGAAUACGCCCAAGGCGAGGAAAUACUGGACGCUGUCUAUGGAUUCCAGCUUUGCCAGAAUUUUUCAGCACCAGUCAUUCAGACCAUCAGUACGACCACAGAUACUACCACGGCUGCUGAGAUCACAAGCUCCUUGUUUGGAAUUAUGCAGCCCACCCCCACACAGGACUAUGCAGAAGAUUUCGGGAGCUUUACCACACUCACUACGACCACAACCACAACACAAACACCAAGCACUGCUAAAGCAACCACUGCUUUGCUGGAAGAGGCAGCUGUAACAGAUGAUUUAUUAGCGAUGGACAACACUGUCAUGACUCAUAGGGUUAUUAUUGGAACUAUGGCCCUCCUCUUUUCAUUCUUUUUCAUAAUUUUUGUUGUGUAUAUCUCACGAAAGUGCUGCCCUCCGACCAUGCGGAGGAUACGCCACUGUUCGGCUAUUCAGAACCGCAGACAGAUGAGGACCCAGCAGCGACAGCCAAUGGCAGACCUAGCCACGCAGGUACCCUAUAAUGAGUACGAGCCUAGCCAUGAGGAAGGGGCUCUCGUCAUCAUCAAUGGCUAUGGGCAGUGCAAGUGUCAGCAACUGCCUUACAAAGAGUGCGAAGUAUGAACUCCUAUUUAUUCUUAGACCAUAAGGUUUGUUAUUUGACCAUUUCAGAAGAAACAGGGUUUGCUUCUUUAAUUUGUCUCCGGUUUUGUGUAAAAAGCCUAAUUUCUACAAGUGACAUUUGAAAACAUGAUCGAUAUCGAAGGCUACGCAGACAGAGGCUGGACAGUAAAGAAACUAUGUGGAGAUAGUCACAACUUUAUUUUUCUAUGAAAGAAAGGUUGUUCAUAUCAGCCGGAGCAAUCAUUUUAAAUAAGAAAAUUGUAAACUGUGAGAUUUGUCUCUACAUUGUCUAUAUUUUGCAGCACAGCUUAAAGGGCCAAACAGCCCAACGCUAACAGAGUACCUAAAGUCAAGGGAUGUGAAUAUUCGUUUUUUCCUAAAAAAAAAGGUAAAACAUUUGAAACAACAUUUCCCAACUGCACCAGAGGCACUAAAAAGGUUUACUAAUAAUGAAUCCUAUUGAGAGCAGAAACCCGAAAAGACAUU